AUGGUGAUGAGAAGAACCUUCGUGUUCAAAAAACAAAAGAGUGGUCUUCAAAAUUCAGCAAAUAUAACUGAUUCGCAAAAUCUUCACCAAUCCGGUUUGGAGUUAUCACGUGUAUAUUGCCUUCAAGUAGUACUUCAUUCAGGAGAAUUUAUAGAAGGUGAGACUGGACUUUAUUGUGUAUGUAAAAUUAAUGAAAAGAAAUAUAGGACAAUGACAACUGUUGGGAACAAGCCAUCCUUUAACGAAACAUGGAGUAUGACUAUUCCUGAAGAUACAGUUCGUUUAACAAUUGAAGUAUGUAAACAUAAUAAAUUAAACUCAAGACAAGUAAUAGGAGUAGUGCAAGUGUCAUUAAAACGAUUAGGAAUAAAUGUAGAAACGACAGAGAAAUAUACAGUGGCAUCAUUUAAUGGAAAUGAAAUAGGGAAAUUAUUAUUAACAUUUAAACGUUUUUCAAGAGAAGAUGAAAAAGAGCUAAUUGGUGAAAAACCACGAAAAGCAAGAUUUUCUUUAGUAUCCUCUUCUAUGGAAGAUCUUGAGUCACUUGUGAGUGAUACUCUACCAAAGAAUCCUCUUCAUAGAAAAAAGUUUAUGCCACAACUUCCAUCAGCAAAGGAUAGAGAGACAGUUGAGGCAUGUGGAUUAUUUUCAGCAGUAUUUACUGUUACAGUAGGAGACAUUGCAGAAGAUCUUCUUCAUUUUAUGAAUAAUGAACAAGCAACAUUUAGUGAUAUAGAACAAGUAGGACUAACAGGAGUUAUUACAAAUUGUUAUCCACCAAAUAAUGGAGGUAAAAUAGUUCCAUUAAAUAUUUGGAAUUUUUGUUUUGGAGAUGGGUUAAGAGUAAGUAGAACGAAUAAAAAUAUAAGUGUUGUUCCAUUUGUUAUGACAGAUGCUAUGGCUAAUACUAAAUAUGCGUGUUUCUUAAUUGCUUAUUUUAAAAUUGAAAAAGAAAUGAUUAAAAAAAUACAAGAAAUUAUUCCAAAAACACCUGAUGAAUUAUAUGCACCAUAUGCUGUUGGAGUAACAAGUGAUUUUCCAUUACAUACAUUUAUGAGAAAAUGGUUAAAGUCAUUAUAUGAAAUAAAUGUAGAAAAUGAUAUGAAAUUUACAGAUUAUUGUCAUCAAGUCAUUUUUAUGACUGGAAAACCAUCAUUUGGAAAUUUAUAUUCAUACGAUUUUGGACAAUUAGGAUUUAAAGUUGAAAUACAUUUACCUUGUUUAAAUGGAUUACCACCAAUACCUACAAGUAUCCUUCCAUUAUUUGAAAUGAUUGGAAUUGAUGGAGUACUUGCUGUAUGGCUAGCACUAUUAGAAGGUGAAAAAGUAAUAAUUACAAGCACAUCAAAAACUGGAUUAGUUUAUUCAAUAGAAAAUUUAAAAUCAUUGUUAUUUCCAUUUGAAUGGUGUAAUAUUUGUAUUGAUUCAUUACCUUAUUCAUUAAUUGAUUAUGUAAGUUCUCCAAUGACAUAUUUAAUGGGAGUACCAUCAGAAUAUAAAGAAGAUGUAGAAAAAAUUAUUAAAAAUGAAGAAGUAGUAUAUGUUGAUUUAGAUAGUGGAGUAGUAAAAUCAAAAGGAAUAAUAAGAGAAGUACCAAAAUUAAUAAAUACAGUAUAUCAUGAACUUAAAGAUGUUUUUAAUAAAAGAGAAUAUUCAAGUGGAAAUAUUAAUUCAGACAUAUUUGAUGAAAAAGACUUCUUGAAAGCAUUGUUUGAGUCUCAACAUUUUUCAUUCUUCCUUCAAAAUUUCCCAAAAAGACAUGACCAUAUAUUUGAAGAUUGGCAAAUAAAUAAUAUUUAUUUAAUUAAUACUAAUGAACUUAUUCAAAUGUAUUCAAAAGAAUAUCAUCCUAUUACUUCAAUUAUUCAAACAUCAACAGAAAAAAGUCUUGAAGUAUCUCCAAUUAAUACAUUGGUAUUGGAUUGUGGGAAACUUAAAUCAUUAAGAGUAAGAAACACUGUAGUUAAUUCACAAUUAGAACCAAAAAUGUAUCAUAAUCAUUUAGAAGGAUUAAAAAAACAAAGAGUAAAAGAAGUAUUUAAUAAUGAUAUAAUACAAUUUAGUGAUAUUCAAAUUGGAAUAUUGGUGAUGAUGAAUGAAGGAACAACAAAAAGUCUUGAUACAGAUUUAUUAUUUAAUUUUUUAUCACAAGUUGAAGGAAGAAAAAUAUUUACACAACGAUUAAUGAGUAAAUAUACAUCAUUUUGUAUUAAUAAAAUGGAAGGUAGAGUAAAUAAUAUAGUCUAUGCAGUAAUUGGUGAUAUUCUUCGACAAGAAGCAACAUACGCAUAUUCACAAAAAGAUUAUAUGACACCACAACAUAUUAUUGAAUUAUCUCAAAUAUUAUAUAAAACAGAAGGGAACCAAAAAAUUAAAUUGAUUAAUAGUUUAAUUGAAUUAGAUAUUUGGAAUCAAAUGGAUGUAUGGAAUAAUAUGUUUAUGAGACUAAUGUGUAUUGAAAAAUCGUCUAUUUAUCAAGAACAAUAUGGGUUAGACCUUCCAUCAAGAUGGAACCUAUUUGAUUCAAAUCAACAAAACCAAUACAGAAUUGCUGAAACUCAAGACUUUAAAAAAAAUUUAUCAACACUUUUAGAUACGAUGAAAAUUGUUAGAGUAAAUGAUAGAACACUUAACCAAUUUGUUGGUUAUAUAUUAAGCCAAAUGAGAUUUGAUGAAAUGUUUAGAAAUGAAAUUGAUAAAUUAGUAAAAGAAAAAUGUCCUUCUCAAAAUGCUCUUACAAUUAAUGACUCUAAAGAACAAUUGUUAGCUGAUAUGAGAAAAUUGUAUGACUCUGUGUAUCUCACUGAAGAUUAA
This is a messenger RNA of Entamoeba dispar SAW760, 2814 nucleotides long. RefSeq lists its product as uncharacterized. The coding region runs from base 1 to 2814 and encodes 937 amino acids. The transcript is spliced from 2 exons. Gene Ontology annotation, biological process: regulation of Rab protein signal transduction. The record is from RefSeq and is a predicted model, not a curated record. Gene Ontology annotation, cellular component: cytoplasmic vesicle. NCBI's taxonomy places the organism in Eukaryota, Evosea, Mastigamoebida, Endamoebidae.